UUGGCAACGUACUAUCAUCGACAGGUUUUGGGAAUCAAGUUUUAAAGUUUCUGUUGCGUGGCAAACAUGUGAUGAGACUGUUUUAAACUCAUUAGAUUCGUUACGUUAAUAGCAAAUUAUUUUUUUAGAAAAAAAAUAUAACAAAAUGGCGUACAAUAAAUUAUCUCGUGUUUUUCUGCACCUCGCUUUCAUUUAUGUUACUUUCUGUGAAGAAAAGAGUGAAGAGAGUAAAAUGGAACCGACACAACUGCCUCAUUCUCAUUCGCACAGCCAUCAUCUUCCACAUCGUAUGCACAGUGGAGAAAAUUGGCUUCAUAGUUUUGCAUGGAAUGUGAUUGGUUACUCAGUCAUCCUCAUCCCUGCUUUUUUUAUAAUGCGCAUGAUUAAAACGUCGAAUUUUAACGAAAGGGAAGGGCAAGGCUUCAUGUUCCGUUUGAUUCAAUGUUGUGUGUUUGGUGUUACCAAGGAAACAGCGUCAGCAGUAGCACCAGCUUCCAUCUUUCGAUGUUUUACUGGAACAACCUCAUCUGUGGUUGCAACAAAACUUAUUUUCUGUACUACAGGUCUGCAAGUAUCCUAUCUCACCUGGGGCGUCCUUCAAGAAAAAGUCAUGACACAGAAAUAUGGUGUGGGCGAUGAAGCUGUCCAUUUCGAAAAUUCAGAAUUUCUCGUCUUUAUGAAUCGUAUCGUUGCGCUACUCGUCGCUGCUACUUACGUUUUUUUUACGGCUCCCAACUGGAGUGGGCCGUUUUACAGAUUUUCCUUUAGCUCCUUGUCAAACAUUUGCAGCUCGUGGUGUCAAUACGAGGCUCUAAAGUUUGUCAGCUUUCCCACUCAAGUUCUUGGUAAAGCUUCGAAAAUGAUCCCAGUAAUGCUAAUGGGGAAAUUUGUGUCGAAAAAAACCUAUCAAUAUUAUGAGUACGUAGUCGCUGUGAUGAUCUCCAUAGGUGUGAGUCUUUUUCUUAUGUCGACAGCAUCCGAUAAACAUCACUCCGCUGCAACUACCGUGCCAGGAAUUGUGUUGAUGCUCGGUUACAUGGGUUUUGAUAGCUUCACAUCGAACUGGCAAUCAAAGCUAUUCAAGGAGUACAAAGUUUCUUCCAUGCAAAUGAUGUUUAACGUGAACGCUUUCUCAGUUUUGUUUACUUCGGCGCCUCUUUUGUUAAGUGGUGGUAUGUUUUACGCAGUCUCGUUUAUGAUGAAAUACCCGUCGUUUUUUUCGCACGUCGUUGUUAUCUCGCUUACCUCAGCGACUGGACAGUUGUUUAUAUUUUACACGAUUGGUGAGUUCGGACCUCUCGUUUUUACCAUCAUCAUGGUCACACGACAGAUGUUGAGCAUUUUGCUGUCCUGUUUAAUAUAUCGACAUGUGUUGUCCGCUCAAGCGAUUUUUGGUGUAACCAUAGUUUUUAUGGCUUUAUUUUUACAAAUUUAUGCAAAACACCGAAUCAGCCAAAAAACACAACAGCAACAAAUCACCACGAGGGAAGGUUCGGACAUGGCUUAAUAUACUCUCUAUGCUGGUAUUUAUAGUUUUAAAAUAUUUAUCCAUACUGCUGGCACAUUCGGCAGAACACUGUUUUUGCAAAACCUUAUUUAAAGAGGGGGAGAGUGAAAACUAUUCCUGCUCUCUUUUUUUUCUAAUUUUUAUAAUCACUGAACAAAUUUUUCACUGUAGCAAUUUAUUUGAUUUAUUUAUUUGACAUGUAAACGAUUCGUAGAAUUUCAUUGCAUGUUGACAAAUAUUUAUAAAAGAA
Hydractinia symbiolongicarpus is the source of this 1757-nucleotide messenger RNA. RefSeq names its product adenosine 3'-phospho 5'-phosphosulfate transporter 1-like. Gene Ontology annotation, molecular function: 3'-phosphoadenosine 5'-phosphosulfate transmembrane transporter activity. Gene Ontology annotation, biological process: transmembrane transport. NCBI's taxonomy places the organism in Eukaryota, Metazoa, Cnidaria, Hydrozoa, Anthoathecata, Hydractiniidae. The transcript has 4 exons. The record is from RefSeq and is a predicted model, not a curated record. Gene Ontology annotation, cellular component: endoplasmic reticulum membrane; Golgi membrane. Bases 146 to 1507 code for a protein of 453 amino acids.